CCUCACCAGCUGUCUAGUAAUAAUGGCGGAAUGUCAAAAGUCUACCUCAUGUCUAUCUCCAGCUUCAGAAAUGACCUCUCUCGCUAGAGCUUUGUCUCAUUCAAGGUUGAGCCAACUUGAUCAGUCUGAUGUGUUGAAAUCGCAGUCUUCUGUUCACCGGAGCAAUGUGGCACAGCCAGGUCGACGAAGGAUGUUGUCGAGCAGCAGUGUUGAGUCUCUGAAUGUGAGCCCCUGUGGUGAAGCGCGGGUAUUGGUCAUCAACACCGGAGGAACAAUCGGGAUGAUGUACCAUAAUAACGGUAAAGAGUUUUGGACCGGGACUUUUAGAAUGUAUUUGUUGUUGCCCAAACAAAGUACAUUUAUUUGAUUUGAAUGAUGCUGUGUUGAUGCAACACAUUGAUGGAGGAAACUUGCUAGCUACAGUCGCAGUUUACCAGGGGUGUAUUCAUUACACCGAUUUUGUUGCAAAAUGUUUCGUCUGUUACAACAGAAACCGUUUACUCCAAACGGAAAACGUUUGCAACGAAAACGAGUUUAUAUUGGUCAAAUUCAGUUUACUCCUUCUGUUUGGUUCUUAAACGGUCAACUUUCGGUUGCAAGCCGUAAUGAAUACAACGCUGGCACGCAGGGUUCGCGUCUUGUGAGUUGUCAAAUGUAACUGCUGUUUCUCUUGCUUUGUAAAUUGUAUCAAGGAAACACUUAGACGUAAUUAUCUACCUGUAGAACAGGGAUUAUCAACUAGAUUCAGCCACGGAUGGUCGGAGGGCAGAAUAUUAUUAGAAAUAAUUUGCAGCUAAUGAAUAACUAGCUAUGACGUACAAGAUCAGUCAACAGCAGGACUCAGUUUCAUAAUAUAAUGUUUGUUAAGGGUACAAGACAACCAAAGGUAUUGCAUGCUUCAGUACUGGUUAACUGUCCAAUCAGUCACAGUUUACCUAAAUGAUAGUGUUCACCACAAACCUUUGGCAGUCUUGAAUAUGAAUUCGAGGAAAAGGUUAGAUGAAUCAGGAGCUUUCAUCCACACCCCCUUACAAAAAUAAUUACAUUUGUGAUAUAACACUGAAACUUUUAUCUGCCCAUCUUUUCGAGAGAGGGAAAUAUCAAAUCCCUGUAUUUGUAUUUAUUAUGGAUCCCCAUUAGCUGCUGCCAAGGCAGCAGCUACUCUUCCUGGUGUCCAGCAAAAUUAAGGCAGUUCAUACAAUUUUAAAAACAUUACAAUACAUUCACAGAUUUCACAACACACUGUGUGCCCUUAGGCCCCUACUCCACCACUACCACAUAUCAACAGUACAAAAUCCAAGUGUACGUGUGUAUAGUGCGUAUGUUAUCGUGUGUCUAUGCAUGUGUCUGUGCCUAUGUUUGUGUUGCUUCACAGUCCCCGUUCUUCCGUAAGGUGUUUUUAAAAAUGUUUUUAAAUCUAAUUUGACUACUUGCAUCAGUUACUUGAUGUGAAAUAGAUUUCCAUGUAUUCAUGGCUCUAUGUACACUACCUGUCAAAUGUUUUAGAACACCUACUCAUUCAAGGGUUUUUCUUUUAUUUUUACUAUUUUCUACAUUGUAGAAUAAUAGUGAAGACAUAAACUAUGAAAUAACACAAAUGUGCAAAGCUGUCAAGGCAAAGGGUGGUUAUUUGAAGAAUCUCAUAUAUAAUUUUUUUUUUUUGUUUAACUCUUUUUGGGUUACAUGAUUCCAUAUCUGUUAUUUCAUAGUUUUGAUGUCUUUACUAUGAUUCUACAAUGUAGAAAAUAGUCAAAAUAUAGAAAAACCCUUGAAUGUGCAGGUGUUCUAAAACUUUUGACCGGUAGUGUAGUACUGUGCUCCUCCCAUAGUCUGUUCUGGACUUUGGGACUGUGAAGAGACCUCUGGUGGCAUAUCUUGUGGUGUAUGCAUCGGUGUCUGAGCUGUGUGCCAGUAGUUCAAACAGACCGCUCAUAAAUACAAGUAGUGAUGAAGUCAAUCUCUCCUCCAGUUUGAGCCAGGAGAGAUUGACAUGCAUAUUAUUAAUAUUAGCUCUUUGUGUACAUCCAAGUGCCAGCCGCGCUGCACUGUUCUGAGCCAAGUCCUUUUUUUGUUGCACCUGACCACACAACUGAACAGUAAGUGUGACAAAACUAGGGCCUGUGGGACCUACCUUGUUAAUAGUGUUGUUAAGAAUGUAGAGCAGCGCUUUAUUAUGGCCAUACCUCUCCCCAUCUUCGCUACUGUUGGAUCAAUAUGUUUUGACCAUGACAUUUUAAAAUCCAGGGUUACUCCAAGCAGUUUAGUCACCACAACUUGCUCAAUUUUCAAAUUAUUUAUUACAAGAUUUAGUUGAGGUUUAGGAUUUAGUAAAUGAUUUGUCCCAAAUACAAUGCUUUUAGUUUUAGAAAUAUUUAGGACUAACUUAUUCCUUGCCACCCACUCUAAAACUAACUGCAUCUCUUUAAGUGUUGCAGUCAUUUCAGUCGCUGUAGUAGCUGACAUGUAUAGUGUCAUCCGCAUACAUAGACACUCUGGCUUUACUCAAAGCCAGUGGCAUGUCAUUAGUAAAGAUUGAAAAAAGUAAUCGGCCUAGACAGCUGCCCUGAGGAAUUCCUGAUUCUACCUGGAUUAUGUUGGAGAGGCUUCCAUGAAAGAACGUCCCCUGUGUUCUGUUAGACAGGUAACUCUGUAUCAACAAUAUAGCAGGUGGAGUAAAGCCAUAACACAUACGUUUUUCCAGCAGCAGACUAUGAUCAAUAAUGUCAAAAGCCGCAUUGAAGUCUAACAAAACAGCCACUACAAUCUUUUUUAUCAUCAAUUUCUCUCAGCCAAUCAUCAGUCAUUUGUGUAAGUUCUGUGAUUGUUGAAUGUCCUUCUCUAAAAGCAUGCUGAUUAGUUUGUUGUCAAUUUAUUUACUGUAAAAUGGUGUUGUAUCUGGUAAACACAAUUUCCAGUAGUUUACUAAGGGUUGGUAACAGGCUAAUUGGUUGGCUAUUUGAGCCAGUAAAGGGGGCUUUACUAUUCUUAGGUAGCGGAAUGACUUUUGCUUCCCUCCAAGCCUGAGGGCACACACAUUCUAGUAGGCUUAAAUUGAACAUAUGGCAAAUAGGAGUGGCAAUAUCAUCCGCUAUUAUCCUCAGUAAUUUUCCAUCCAAGUUGUCAGACCCCGGUGGCUUGUCAUUGUUGAUAGACAACAAUAGUUUUUUCACCUCUUCCUCACUCACUUUACGGAAUUCAAAUUUACAAUGCUUCUCUUUCAUAAUUUGGUCAGAUAUACUUGGAUGUGUAGUGUCAGCAAUUGUUGCUGGCAUGUCAUGCCUAAGUUUGCUAAUCUUGCCAAUGAAAAAAUUAUUUAAGUAGUUGUCAAUAUCAGUUGGUUUUGUGAUGAAUGAGCCAUCUGAUUCAAUGAAUGAUGGAGCUGAGUUUGCCAUUUUUCCCAAAAUGUCAUUUAAGGUGCGCUAUCAUUCUUUAUGUCAUUUCUUUGUUUCAUAGUGUAUUUUCUUAUUUUUAUUCAGUUUAAUCACAUGAUUUCUCAAUUUGCAAUACGUUUGCCAAUCGGUUGAGCAGCCAGACUUAUUUGCCAUUCCUUUUGCCUCAUCUCUCUCAACCAUACCAUUUUAAAAUUCCUCAUCAAUCCACUGGGAUUUAACUGUUUUUACAGUCAUUUUCUUAAUGGGUGCAUGCUUAUUAUUAGCUGGAAUAAGCAAUUUCAUAAAUGUAUCAAGUGCAGUGGGAAGUAAAGGCUUAAAAGGUUGAGACAGUCUGCGUCUCACAUGGAUAGGCAGACCAUUCCAUAAAAAAGUAGCACUAUAGGAGAAAGCCCUGCCUCAAGCUGUUUGCUUAGAAAUUCUACGGACAAUAAGGAGGCCUGCAUCUUGUGAACGUAUGUGUAGGUAUGUACUGCAGGGCCAAAUCGGAGAGAUAGGUAGGAGAACGUCCAUGUUAGCAGUAAAAUCUUGAAAUCAGCCCUAGCCUUAACAGGAAGCCAGUUUUGAGAAUGACACAAAUAUUAAUUUUCACAAAGUCUGCUGCCUCAGUUUUUAUGAUGGCAAUUUGCAUAUACUCCAGAAUGUUAUGAAGAGUGAUCAGAUGAAUUGCAAUUAAUUGCAAAGUCCCUCUUUGCCAUGAAAAUGAACUUAAUCCCCCAAAAACAUUUCCACUGCACUUCAGCCCUGCCACAAAAGGACCAGCUGACAUGUCAGUGAUUCUCUUGUUAACACAGGUGAGAGUGUUGACAAGGACAAGGCUGGAGAUCACUCUGUCAUGCUGAUUUGAGUUAGAAUAACAGACUGGAAGCUUUAAAAGGAGGGUGAUGCUUGAAAUCAUUGUUCUUCCUCUGUUAACCAUGGUUACCUGCAAGGAAACACAUGCCGUCACCAUUGCUUUGCCCAAAAAGGGCUUCACAGGCAAGGAUAUUGCUGCUAGUAAGAUUGCACCUAAAUCAACCAUUUAUCGGAUCAUCAAGAACUUCAAGGAGAGAGGUUCAAUUGUUGUGAAGAAGGCGUCAGGGCGCCCAAGAAAGUCCAGCAAGUGCCAGGACCGUCUCCUAAAGUUGAUUCAACUGCGGGAUCAGGGCACCACCAGUGCAGAGCUUGCUCAGGAAUGGCAGCAGGCAGGUGUGAGUGCAUCUGCACGCACAGUGAGGCGAAGACUUUUGGAGGAUGGCCUGGUGUCAAGAAGGGCAGCGAGGAAGCCACUUCUCUCCAGGAAAAACAUCAGGGACAGACUGAUAUUCAGCAUAAGGUACAGGGAUUGGACUGCUGAGGAUUGGGGUAAAGUCAUUUUCUCUGAUCGAUCCCCUUUCCGAUUGUUUGGGGCAUCUGGAAAAAAGCUUGUCCGGAGAAGACAAGGUGAGCGCUACCAUCAGUCCUGUGUUAUGCCAACAGUAAAGCAUCCUGAGACCAUUCAUGUGUGAGGUUGCUUCUCAGCCAAGGGAGUGGGCUCACUCACAAUUUUGCCUAAGAACACAGCCAUGAAUAAAGAAUGGUACCAACACAUCCUCCGAGAGCAACUUUUCCCAACCAUCCAAGAACAGUUUGGUGAAGAACAAUGCCUUUUCCAGCAUGAUGGAGCACCUUGCCAUAAGGCAAAAGUGAUAACUAAGUGGCUCGGGGAACAAAACAUCAACAUUUUGGGUCCAUGGCCAGGAAACUCCCCAGACCUUAAUCCCAUUGAGAACUUGUGGUCGAUCCUCAAGAGGGUGGUGGACAAACAAAAACCCACAAAUUCUGACAAACUCCAAGCAUUGAUUAUCCAAGAAUGGGCUGCCAUCAGUCAGGAUGUGGGCCUGAAGUUAAUUGACAGCGUGCCAGGGCGGAUUGCAGAGGUCUUGAAAAAGAAGGGUCAACACUGCAAAUAUUGACUCUUUGCAUAAACUUAAUGUAAUUGUCAAUAAAAGCCUUUGACACUUAUGGAAUGCUUGUAAGUAUACUUCAGUGUAACAUCUGACAAAAAUAUAUAAAAACACUGAAGCAGCAAACUUUGAAGGCCAAUACUUGUGUCAUUCUCAACUUUUGACCACGACUGUAGAGAGGCUAGCACUGGAGUAAUAUGAUCUAAUAUUUUUCAGUUCUAGUCAAGAUUCUAGCAGCUGUAUUUAGCACUAACAGACGUUUAUUUAGUGCUUUAUUCGUAUAGCCGGAGAGUAGAGAAUUGCAGUAGUCUAAUCUAGAAGUGACAAAAGCAUGGGUUAGCUUUUCUGCAUAAUUUUUAGAUAAAAGGUUUCAGAUGUUUGCAGUGUUACUAAAAUGGAAAAAAGCUGCCCUUUAAAUAUUCUUGAUAUUUUUGUCAAAAGAGAGCUCAGGGUCCAGAGUAAUGCCGAGGUCCUUCAGUUUUAUUUGAGAUGACUGUACAACCAUCAAUAUUUAAUUGUCAGAUCAAACAGCAGAUCUCUUUGUUUCUUGGGACCUACAACUAGCAUCUCUGAUUUGUCAGAGUUUAAAAGUAAAACAUUUGCCGCCAUCCUCUUCCUUAUGUCUGAAACACACGCUUCCAGGGUAGGCAAUUUUGGGGCUUCACCAUAUUUCAUUGAACUGUACAGAUGUGUGUUGUCCGCAUAGCAGUGAAAGGGGAGAGAGGGAGGGAUCUUAAAACGGAAUCUUGAGGAACACUGAAGGCUACUGUUUCCUGUAUAAUUAAUUUCCUGGAAAGAUUCCUUCGUGGGCCAAGGGAAUGUGUUAACUGUGCUUUGGAUCAAAUGUUUGCUGAAUGAUAUCUCUAGGCUAACCAGCCCUUCUCAUUUCAUUCAGGAUCCACUAUGGUACUUGGAGUAAACACUAGACCAUAAGUAACAUGGCCAUAGUUUCUAGGUCUACUGGUUUUACACCAUUCCAAAGGUUCUGUUUGGAAGUCCCAAGAUGUGUCUUUAUGCAAUCCAUCUAACCAAUGGCUGGUGGUCCAAUUUUCACAGGUCCUAAUUUUAGUCAGCCAGUUCGUUCCAGUGGCUUGGACUCAGGUUUCACUCCUCUCAACUGCCGUCCCUGAUCUCUCCCAUUUGAAACACAUGAGCAGUCAUGUAUCAGUGUUCCCUGCAGCCUUCUCCCACUCAGGCUACUUGGAGACUAAUUUCUGGAAAUAAGCACUCACUGGUAACUGAUUUUACCACUGAAGACCCAGGCUCUGUCCUUGGUUUAGCAUAUUCUGGUGGGCUGUUGACCUAUUAUGAGUUAUAUAAGACAUUUCCCAAUACAUUAAUGAUUAGAACUGUAUUCUAAACAGCCUACUUUUUAUAUUGAUGUGAUUCUCAAGUUCGCCACUAGGGCUGAGUAUAAUACAAGGCAUGAUUUACUGGGAAUGGUAAACCUGGGCCACAUUUGGUAGCCAAACGUUAUCGAACGUUGCUGUAGUUGAGGACUUGGUGGACUGUAUAUUCUGUAGGGUUAGGUUUUACCUAGCACUAUGUGUUCUCUCCCAGGUGCUUGUAAGGGCACAGAUGACAGACCGGUAGGAUUCCAGUUGAGGUUGUUUAAUGAAGCUAAUUCACAGAGCAGUAAUGGCACAGCACAGUGUAUGGCCUGACAGUUGUGUUAACCAAGAGUUUGUGUGUUGUUAUUUCUGAAGGACGCACACCGGCCUUGGCUAAACACUAACUAAAGGUAAUCACAGGAGAUGGCUGGAACCUAUCACGGCUUGUGGACUUUCUCUAGUUACUUCCUUCUCCUCAGUUAGAGAUCGCCCAGUAUGCUGUGCUCCACAUCACCGGUGGGUGGAGCUACAGCUCUCCUAUGAUGAACUGAUAUUUACUCUCAAUAGUCUUUCAUACAGUUGCAGAUAGAAAUGCCACGAAUAGAGGUGACGUGAAACCUUAUUCUACAUGUCAGAGCGAGCGUGGGUUCUACAUAGGAAUAUGCUAUCUGAACACUCCAAAAUGUUGCGUACUGCUACCCUCUUUUCAAAAUAACACCACACUCAGAUCUAUGUAGGCUAUUAUUGGGCUCACCCUACCUGAACUCUGACUGAUUAGUUCUGUUGCUCUGUACUUUAAUGGCAACACCUUCUUCUCUCUCAUCCACAGUGCUGUCCCCAGAGCCUAAUGUGUUUGUGAAGGCCCUACGAAAGCUUCCCAACCUCCAUGAUGAGCAAUAUGCCCUGCAGACCCGUAUGUACGACUACUACAGCACGAGUGGCCCACAGGAGAACACCCUGGUCCUGCCGUAAGUCACCCAUACACCCCACCUCUCCAGGGCUCCUCUGCAGCCUUCUAGCCCUAUUUCUGUUUAUUCUCUUUCUUUUUACUUUGCCUUUGCUGUUAUUAAUAUAUAGGCUGGAGUUAAAUGUUGACACGGUUUACUUUAUUGUACAGUCUAAGUACAAUCAUUCAAACUGUGAAAAGAUGACUAUCCAUGGACCACAUCAUCACUGUAGAUUUAGACUAACGCAACCUUGUGCUAUUUGACUGACAAACUUCAGAUGGCGAGCUUGGAGUUAGAUACAGAUUAUGAUAAAAUUCUAAUAGAGUAGUAGUAGUUAGGCUAUACCUGGUCUUGUGAAGGGGACCUCAACCUACCGGUACUACCGAUACAUUGUUCACGCCCUUACCAUUUCUUUACACAGGAGAUGAGUGUGGAUUGCACUUAAUAGAUUAGAAUAACUGCUUAAUUUGACUGUCAAAUUCAAACACAAGACCGACAGCUUUUAUUUCAGGGCUUUUUCAACCUACAAGGCAUACAGGCUUUUUCAAAGGCUCCUUAAAUAGCAACAUAUUCUAGUGCAUAUCAUGUCAGGAUAACGGUUGAAAUCCUCCCCCAAAAUCUGUUCACUAUGACAUCUCCAUAGCAGUUGGCCUACAGGAUAUACAAUGCUUGGCUGGGGAUAUCAUACACACGUUUAUAUUCCCUGCAUGCCUGGGAACAUGUCACUCUAAAACUGUGUGUUGUUUUGACAGGAUGCCGACACACCACGCUGAUGAACUAUCAAAAGGGUCCUGUAGUACUGGUAGCAUGCUGUGUGCCUGCGCUACGCUACGCUAAGCUGUGUGGUUUGAAUCCUCUGUAUCCGUCCCGCCUGGUAGAAAUAGUUUGCUGUUGUUGUCUGUGUGGACCUGUCAGCGAGUGAUCAUAGGAGCACACACCUGCAGGGAGUUGUGCUGCAGCAUUUCAGUAGCGGUGUUCACGCCUUUCUGAUGUUCUACCCUUAUUCCCUCUCUUCAGAUACCUCGCCUCGCUCCUGCUGGAGGGAGCUAAUCUCAUUGGUUCAUGUCUAGCUAAAAACAGUACAGCACAGUCGAGUUGUCAUAACGUUUCUGUAAUGUUACAGUAGCAACCCCAGGAGUUUUGCUGUUGCCAGAGAGGGAGAAUAGACCUGCGAGGGGUUGCUGGUGUCACGCUGGCAGAGAGCGAGGUUCAUCUCUGUUGAGCGUGUUUGAUUCCUGUAGUCUGGGUCUCAGUGCGUGCCCUCUGCUGAAUGUGGUUCUGGCAGGUCGGAUCCAAGGGGUGCCGGCUAUCGCCCCUCCAAAUGGAGGUUGCCUGAGCCCAGGCCAAAUCCCUCUCAGCAACCUCCUCUCCUUUCUGGGCCUGCGAUGCCGGGGGCAGUGGGGGCGACCCUGCCUGACUGCACGCUAAUCUCUACACAGACAAUCAGCCCCUCCACCUCAAACCCACUCAGAGCAGCUCAGGACCACAGAUAUAGAGACUGGAGGGGGCAGGGUGGGGUCUGGGUUAUAGGGGACAGAUAAGAGAACAACACAAGCACGCUAUUUUUUUAAAGCUAGUCUGAAUGAGACUGUGUGUGUGAUGGGGGGCUGGUGGCACUGUGCCUGCUUGGAUCAUGGUAAUGUUUGUUUGGAGGACUUCCAUAUGUCACCUCCCUAGCCCUCUACUCCUCACCCCCUCAUCGCUUCAACAGUCUCACAGGAGAUUCGUAGGAAGUAUGGAUUCAGCUUCCGUCCCACAGACUAAUUUAUCAGUCUCAUUAAGUUUUCAUUGUAAUUUCAGUAGUUGAUUCCAUCAUCCUCCUUGCUUCUCUAAGGUUCAUUUUCAUUAUUACCAUCAUUAUGUUCCUUUUUGUGGGUUCAAGUUAAUGUUGAUUAACACAUACUAGCUGUCACCAAACAUUGCUAAUAAAUGUCCCUAAUGCCUGAGUUAUUUGGUUUUUGUUUUGUUUAUUAUGCUUUGCAGUGAGCAUGUGCAGUGGACUUGAAAUAACAUUGGCAAAGCUAAUAUCAUUAUAUCCUAACAUUGCUUGAAUUUUUUACAUGGUGUGGCGUAGGAAAUUGAUUUAUUGAACAGCUGAGUGAAAAGCAGUAGUGAGAGUCUGUGGGAAUCCUUUACCCCAACCUCCCAUUUGCCCCUCUCCCCUCCCACCACUCUGGUCCUCAUCAGCAGGCUAGGCCACAGGACAACCCUCGAUAUGCUAAUACCGAUUUCCCUGCCACACCGUCGGCUACACCAGGAGAUAAAUUAAUAAUUGGUGACUUGAAUAUUGUUUCCAGCGGCACUAUCAGUUUAAGAUUAUCAACAACAUAUGUUUGAGGAUUGUGUGUGGAGCCAGGGCUAAUUAGGGUGGUGUCUUUAGGCCUCUGGUUAGGUGCUGAGGGGUGAGCUCGCUACUGCCCCUGCUGUUCUAUUGAACCCCCAACAAGGGGAUGGUUUGUACCCCACCCCUGCCCUCCAGUGUCCUGUCCCGUGUCUUAAAAAGGGAGAUUAAGGGGAAAGUCUUUGCACAGCUGCUUUAGCCCAGGCACAAUCUCUUAUUAGAGCGCUAGCAGGAGAACACGGGACGCCAACGUUAUCUCCAUCUAGAGGACACAUUAAUAUGCAUGGGAGGCCAGGAUGAGCUGCCCCUGUCUAAUUAGAACAUGGGGUCUCGCUAAAACAUGAACCCACACCUUUUCAACCCCCCCCCCCCCACAUACUCCCAAAAGGCACCCCUUACCCCUCAGAAUGCCCGCAAAUUAGUAACUCCUCAUACAACGUCGUAGCCUUCCCAGGGAGUGGCCCCCUCCCUCAUCAUACGUCCAUAAUUCACACCCAGCGCUUUGGAACUGGUUUGGGCACCCUGCUGCUGAAACAGAAGGCCCAACCAAAUAGACUUUGUCUCGCUUCAUAAAGUAGGAUAGGCUUGUCUCACUCUUUUCCUUCCUUUAUCCUCAGCCUUUUCCUCAUGUAAACAGAACCGGGUCCAAGCCUUAAUGAGUUUGUAAAGUAAACAGAACAACCAAGACAAAAAAAGAGGGGUGUCUCUACACCCCUAAAGGGAUUUCCUUUUUAAAAAAUGUAAUUGCCGCAUUUGCUUAACCUUGAUUGUUUAUGUGUCUCUAUGUAAACUGUCUGCCCUGUUGUAGAUGCACAGAGUUUCUUUGGGUGUGUUUUCUGUAGAUUUGGUUAUUAUAGGAUGAUUGUGACUCAACUUGUCUUUUCCCAGGCUGUGUAAACAAAAUAAGAGGAUAGUGUACACUGUUUUAGAGUACAGCCCCUUGCUGGACUCUUGCAAUAUGACCACAGAUGACUGGGCUACAAUUGGGAAGGACAUUGAGGUACUUGGUGUUGUCAUUGUUUAUCUUGCUCUUCACUCUAACAUUAACCAUAACCCUGACUUUAACCAUUUGCAUAAGCACAUGCAUUAUGAAAACACAAUCUAUUGCGAUAACAGAACAAUCUCAAGUCAUUCACUGAAGUAAAAGCCAGUUGUCCCUUUCCGUUUAUGUAAAUGUACUGUACUGGAGCUUUUGUAAUGAAUACAGUACUUAUUUCAAGUAGCCUGUGGCAAGAUGUAGGCUAUACAUUUUGACCUUGGAACUUUGAUUCAAGUUUGAUCCUGUUCUCUUUGUCUCUUGGUUCCAGAAACACUAUGAGAAGUAUGACGGUUUUGUCAUCCUCCACGGCACUGACACCAUGGCCUACACAGCAUCUGCUCUGUCCUUCAUGUGUGAGAACCUGGGGAAGCCUGUCAUCCUCACCGGCUCCCAGGUACACCUGCCAUCCUUACAGCUAAACUGCUUCAUAAAGAUAAGAUAACAGAAGGGUGAAAUGUUGUUGUUUGACCUCUUGCAGGUGCCGAUCUAUGAGAUGAGGAACGAUGGAAGAGACAACCUGUUGGGGGCGCUGCUGAUCGCCGGUCAGUUUGUCAUUCCUGAGGUGAGUAGAGGAGGGAGGGACACUUCUUGGAGCAGCACUCACACAUACAGCUGCCUGCAUGUCACCUGCACUUGAAUGUGUGUUCAUACUAUUGUCCAUGCUGUUGACGUGUGUGAAACUUUUUAGCCUGCUAUGGUAAUAAGGUGAUACGACUGGCAAUUUCCUCCCUGAUUGAUAAAGAUGUGAGGGUGAACUGUGUUGACAGACAAUAGGCACCAAAAGCCUUAAACCACUUGUCUAACAAGACUGUUCAGUAAAGCAUGAAUGUGUGAGUGUCGCAAUACAGGACCUGAAACUGCCAGAUGAGACUUCAGAGUUGUCAAAGCGUGUUUGUCUUUUAAGAGUCACAGAAUAACAAAUGUACACACUCUCUGGGACCUUUAUAUAAUGCUGUAUCUAUAGUCGUGGUCAAAAGUUUUGAGAAUGACACAAAUACUAAUUUUCACAAAGUCUGCUGCCUCAGUUUUGAUGAUGGCAAUUUGCAUAUUCUCCAGAAUGUCAUGAAGAGUGAUCAGAUGAAUUGCAAUUAAUUGCAAAGUCCCUCUUUGCCAUGAAAAUGAACUUAAUCCCCCCCAAAAAUGUCCACUGCAUUUCAGCCCUGCCACAAAAGGACCAGCUGACAUCAUGUCAGUGAUUCUCUCGUUAACACAGGUGAGAGUGUUGAUGAGGACAAGGCUGGAGAUCACGCUGUCAUGCUGAUUGAGUUAGAAUAACAGACUGGAAGCUUUAAAAGGAGGGUGGUGCUUGAAAUCAUUGUUCUUCCUCUGUUAACCAUGGUUACCUGCAAGGAAACACGUGCCGUCAUCAUUGCUUUGCACAAAAAGGGCUUCACAGGCAAGGAUAUUGCUGCUAUUAAGAUUGCACCUAAAUCAACCAUUUAUCGGAUCAUCAAGAACUUCAAGGAGAGAGGUUCAAUUGUUGUGAAGAAGGCGUCAGGGCGCCCAAGAAAGUCCAGCAAGCGCCAGGACCGUCUCCUAAAGUUGAUUCAACUGCGGGAUCGGGGCACCACCAGUGCAGAGCUUGCUCAGGAAUGGCAGCAGGCAGGUGUGAGUGCAUCUGCACGCACAGUGAGGCGAAGACUUUUGGAGGAUGGCCUGGUGUCAAGAAGGGCAGCGAGGAAGCCACUUCUCUCCAGGAAAAACACCAGGGACAGACUGAUAUUCUGCAAAAGGUACAGGGAUUGGACUGCUGAGGAUUGGGGUAAAGUCAUUUUCUCUGAUCAAUCCCCUUUCCGAUUGUUUGGGGCAUCUGGAAAAAAGCUUGUCCGGAGAAGACUAGGUGAGCGCUACCAUCAGUCCUGUGUUAUGCCAACAGUAAAAUAUCCUGAGACCAUUCAUGUGUGAGGUUGCUUCUCAGCCAAGGGAGUGGGCUCACUCACAAUUUUGCCUAAGAACACAGCCAUGAAUAAAGAAUGGUACCAACACAUCCUCCGAGAGCAACUUUUCCCAACCAUCCAAGAACAGUUUGGUGAAGAACAAUGCCUUUUCCAGCAUGAUAACUAAGUGGCUCUGGGAACAAAACAUCAACAUUUUGGGUCCAUGGCCAGGAAACUCCCCAGACCUUAAUCCCAUUGAGAACUUGUGGUCGAUCCUCAAGAGGGUGGUGGACAAACAAAAACCCACAAAUUCUGACAAACUCCAAGCAUUGAUUAUCCAAGAAUGGGCUGCCAUCAGUCAGGAUGUGGCCCUGAAGUUAAUUGACAGCAUGCCAGGGCGGAUUGCAGAGGUCUUGAAAAAGAAGGGUCAACACUGCAAAUAUUGACUCUUUGCAUAAACUUAAUGUAAUUGUCAAUAAAAGCCUUUGACACUUAUGGAAUGCUUGUAAUUAUACUUCAGUAUACCAUAGUAACAUCUGACAAAGAUAUCUCAUAACACUGAAGCAGCGAACUUUGUGAAGACCAAUAAUUGUGUUAUUCUCAAAACUUUUGACCACGACUGUAGAGAAUGUGCUGCUAUCGAUAAAGAUGGAAUGAUACAUUUUAAAUGAAGAAAUUAGGAAAAUGUGAUUUGUAAUUGUUUUAUCAAUGGGUCUGUCAUAUGCUCUGUUAAAUCAAUAGCACACAAUGGCCAGGCUCUAAUUUACCUUAGCAUUGUGACUGUUGAAGGGAGUGUACACUGAGUGUACAAAACCUUAAGAACCCGCUCUUUCCAUGACAGACUGACCAGGUGAAGCUAUGAUCCCUUAUUGACGCCAAUCAGUGUAGAUGAAGGCGAGGAGAUGGUUAAAGAAUCAUUUUUAAGCCUUGAUACAUGGAUUGUGUGUGUGCCAUUCAGAGGGUGAACGGGCAAGACAAAGUGCCUUGGAUCGAGGUAUGGUAGUAGGUGCCAGGCGAACUGCAACGCUGCUGUGUAUUUUACACUCAACAAUUACCCGUGUGUAUCAAGAAUGGUCCACCACCUACAUCCAGCCAACUUGACACAACUGUAGGAAGCAUUGGCGUCAAUGGGCCAGCAUCCCUGUGGAACACUUUCGACACCUUGUUUUGUACACUCAGUGUAUAUACUAUACCACUAGUACAGGGGUAGGCAACCCUGUUCUGGAGUGCCGCAGGUUAAAUAAAAAACAAGACGUGCCUGAAUGGCACGGCUGAAUGGCACGACAAUGGGCCUCAGGUUCUCGUCAUGGUAUCUCUGUGCAUUCAAAUUGACAUGAACACAAUUGUAUUUUGUUAGUUGUCCAUAGCUUAUGCCUGCCUGCCUGCCCAAACCAUAACCCCACCUCCACAAUGGGGCACUCUGUUCACAAUGUUGACAUCAGCAAACCGCUCGCCCACACAACGCCAUACAUGUGGUCUGCAGUUGUGAGGCCGAUUGGUAGUACUGCCAAAUUCUCUAAAACGACAUUAUGGUAGAGAAAUGAACAUUCAAUUCUCUGGCAACAGCUCUGGUGGACAUUCCUGCAGUCAGCAUGCCAAUUGCACACUCCCUCAACGUGAGACAUCUGUGGCAUUGUUGUGACAAAACUGCACAUUUUAGUGGCCUUGUGUCCCCAGCACAAGGUGCACCUGUGUAAUGAUCAUGCUGUUUAAUCAGCUUCUUGAUAUGCCACACCUGUCAGGUGGAUGGAUUAUCUUGUCACAGGAGAAAUGCUCAGUAACAGGGAUGUAAACAAAUUUGUGCACAACAUUUGAAAGAAAUAAGCUUUUUGUGCAUAUGGAACAUUUCUGGGAUCUUUUAUUUCAGCUCAUGAAACAUGGGACCAACACUUUACAUGUUGCAUUUAUAUUUUUGUUCAGUGUAUAUGCUUAAGAAUGAUGUCUUAUGAGGUUUCAUUCAUUCUCCAUCUAUGUCUCUAGGUUUGUCUGUAUUUCCACCACAAUCUGUACCGGGGGAACCGUGUGACCAAGGUGGAUGCUGAGAGUUUCAAUGCCUUCAACUCUCCUAACCUGGCUCCUCUGGCCAACGCUGAAGUGGACAUUAAAAGUAAUCAAGUGGUAUAAUACGGUGUCUGACCUGUUAUGUGUUCAUAUCUAUAUCAAGUCAAAUCUUUGAUGUGGCCGAUAGAUGGAUGUUUUCACUGAACUCUUUCUCUCUCCCCUGUAGUUAACUGGGACACUGUGUGGAGAGCGAACACGACCGCACGGUUCAGAGUGAGCACUCAGAUGAACCGUAACGUGGGUCUGCUGAGACUCUUCCCAGGCAUCACUGCAGUUACCGUAAGAGGCUUCCCAGGGUGGGGGUGAGAAGGGGUGGAUAGUGGCUCUGCCCUGUGCCUGUUGCCCCUUCAACCACAUCAUUACAUCACUGUCUUCCUACUUCUGAUAUACUGUAAUAGUGAAAGAGUAAUACCCUAUUGUAGAAAGACUCAAUCAGAACAGCCAUUUGGGGCCAUAUUUAUCGAAAACUCUUCAUUAUAGCUCUGUUGUCGUGAAUCCUCUCAUGCAGGUCCUACUGUGUUUUCUGACGAGCCAGCAUCGUGUGGGCGUUCCAAGUGGUCUGCAUACAGCCGGGAGCUGCUUUGGGGCUGCCAGCAGCGUUUAGCCCAGUGAAAAAUGAGACUGGGUUAUGGGGCAUGUCCAAUUACCCACUAAAGACGAGCGGCUUGGCACAGAUACUUAAACACUUAGAUACGCCUCCCUCGCUACAGACUGAGGGGAGGAUGGCUUUACUGUCUCAAUCUGGUCCCUCUGCCGACGCUGGCCAUGAUGCUUUGUUAAUCUGAUUUUAUUAUCUGCUUCUUUGAUUAUGCUUCAGGCUCUCCUCUGCCUUCCACGGUCUCUGCCAGCAUGGGGUUUAUUUGGGAUUCUGUGUCGCACACAUUUCUGGCUAGCUAGCCGCAUGAUCCGAAAUCCAAUGGAAGAUAUCGGGCCAUGCCCAGCUCUUGCUAUGAUUCCCUCCCUCCACAAGGUAGAUCUAUGGUCCGUUGCCAGAUGAAAUGAUGCUGUCUCUGAACACCUUGAAGUUAAUGGUUCCCCCUGCCUGGCCAUUUGAGCCAUCUCCUCUCCAGAUGCUAUGGCUGGUGUUGUAAAGAGGUCUCCUAGAGCCAGUGAAUCACCUUGAGACUGAGAGACAACCCGGGUGGCAUAGGCACCAGAUGGUCUGGAGGGAGAGGGGGGAGGGGUCUGGGCCGGUUGUUAAACCCGAUCCUAGCUCCGUACACUCCUCCUUUGUCCACAAGCCAGACUGAAAUGGCCGCUCAUCUCUCUCUCGCUCUGUCUGUCUCUGUGGGUGUGCAGGUGAAGUCCUUCCUGCAGGCGCCCAUGGAGGGCAUCGUCCUGGAGACGUAUGGUAGUGGAAACGCCCCUGACAACCGUGCUGACCUGCUUGAGGUGUUCCAGAAUGCCACAGAGAGGGGCGUGAUCAUUGUCAACUGCACCCAGUGUCUGAGGGGUUCUGUCACCACAUCGUACGCCACUGGAAAGGUAGCCCAGAACACUGUUCAGUGGGAGUGGGAGAGUGCACAUGAUGUGGAUGGAUGUGUGUUAACAUGUCUUCCUGGUCCCCUCAGGCCCUGAGUGACGCAGGGCUGGUGGCAGGCUGUGACAUGACUCCUGAGGCUGCCCUGUGCAAGCUGUCCUACGUGCUGGCCAGGAUGGACCUCAGUAUAGAGGCCAAAAGAAAGGUAGGAGUCCCAGUCUAAACGCACUCAUUACCUCACUACACUUUGUAGGCCCCUUGUAGAAAAGCUUUUGAAGCAAAUGUCAACCCUAGGCUGAACUUUAGAGUGACACCUGUGUUAGUCCUAUUUAAAGAAGAAAAUAUCACAAGAAUGUUAACGGCAAUAGAUGGCAGAGAUUAUUCACAUGCGGAUAAAGGUCAUAGUGACAUGAUGGUGUAAUCCUUGAUCAUGCUUGUCUGUGUUGACUGUGUUUGUGUGUUAUCUGUCCUUUGUUGUCUCUGUUGUACUUGUCCAGAUGCUGAGUCAGAACCUGCGGGGGGAGAUGAUCGCUGACCUGCAGGGGGCCAAGCUCACUCUGAGCGACAGUCGCUUCAUCCAGGUCAUCGCCAAGUCCCUGAGCAUCAGCUGUAAGGAGGUGAGGCCACCGCACCGCCGGCCAUUUCCCACACAUCUCACCCACACUGUCACCACCACUGAGACUGCAGGGUUACUUUCCACCUAACAGGUUUUCAUCGGCCUCUGGCUAAUCUGACGGGACAGAGCUCCCAUUGAAGUACAAAUGCCCAGCGGUAGGGUUUUUUCCAAAGUGGUAAAUCCAACUUUAUAGCGUAUUUUUAUCGGCGUCACCUUACGACACGUUACAUAAAGCAUUCCUCUACUGAUUCUCAGUCUUUGUAUUGGCAUGACACCUGAUGGUUUUUCUGCUUAUGUUUCCAGGAGCUAGAAGCCGUCCGGGAUGCUCUGACCCCCACCUUAGCUUGUGCCGCUUCUAAGAUAGGAGACGUGGAGGCCUUGGAUGCCAUAAAGGAGAUGGUGAGGAACAUUUACAUAAAUACAACCAUGUCUGUUAGUAAAAAUAAUCACUGCAACAACUGACCUCAAAUACUAUAAGGGGGGGGAGAAGAAAACCCCUGUUCUAACGGCAUGAUGACAGGACUGUAGGACAGAGUUCAAACCAUAUGUUUGUGUGUUAUAAGACACGUUUCCAUACUGAUACCACAGACUUUGCACUGUACCAUGAACGUCACAUAUGUUAUGAUGACCUGACUGGUUCUGCUACAUUCACUGGCUCAAUGCAGAUAGAUGCCUAGUAGCCUGAAUUACUCUCAACGUCCAAUGUUAAAUACCAGUUCUAUCUAUUCUGGAUCCUCUCUGAAGAACGUGUUCUGCUAGCCUGCUUGGUGAAAAGAAGACCGCAUAUUUGGUCUUCUUUUACCAGACCCUUAUGAUGCGGGUCAAUUUGACCCAGUAGUGAGUUUAAUGACACUGAAAUACUAUUUAACUUAAUUUCUUCACCAUGACCCCUCAUCUAGUCCUCUAGGUAGGGUUAAUGAACUUGUAAAACAAAACAAAAACUCUGUAUUUGACCUUUGUGCUAUAGCCAAAAAAACAUGUUUUGUGCAGUAAAGGUCUAACCAUGACUAUCACAAGAAUAUAAGUAUGUUUUCCCUGUGAUGUUCAGAGGCCGAUGGACAGUGAUGUCAGUUUGGCUAAAAUUGAGCUUAAAAUGUCAAUAUGAUUUAUGACUUUGGUAUAUAUAUCAAACAUUUGGCUCUACAUUUUGAAUAGUUUGGUCAAUCAACUUAGCAAAAAGAGCAUAUGAAAGAGGACAUCCUCAACUACUGAAAAUCCAUGUUUGGAGGUUAAAAUCAUGUAUUUAUGUACUUACUGAAUUUAGUGUAUUGGGUCAAAUUGACCCAGAACAUCAUCAGUGUAUAGGGUGAAAGAGACAUGUAUGCUUGUGUUACUCCCUCAGUCCCAUGCUACAGUUGGUUGAACCGGUCAGUGCAGUGCAUACCAAAGAUACCUGCUGAGCUUCAUCAAAUGGCAGACAGUAAACUCAGUAGUCAUACUGUGUUAGAUGUAAUGAUUGAUUUUGAUAUGGCUUGCUUUGCAGUGAACUUUUGACAUGAGAAGGAUUUGCCUAGUGUUUCCAGUCAAUUAAAUGUUCAAUAACCCACUUAUUUGGGAAUUUAGCUUAUUUUAUAGGGGGUAUAUUUAAGUACAAAGGCCUGAGGGGGUGAGGUAUAUGGCUAAUAUACCACAGCUAAGGGCUGUUCUUAUGCACGACUCAACGCAGAGUGCUUGGACACAGCCGUUAGCCGUGGUAUAUUGACCAUAUGUCACAAACCCCAAGGUGCCUUAUUGCUAUUAUAACCUGGUUACCGAUGUAAUUAGAGCAGUAAAAAUAAAUGUUUUAUUUUCAUACCUGUGGUAUACGGUCUGAUAUACUACAGCUGUUAGCCAAUCAGCAUUCAGGGCUCGAACCACCCAGUUUAUAAUUCCGUAUGAAUAGAGGAAUGGGUUGGCUACGCUUUAAAUGAAAUGAUUUAUCAUUUCGAGAUGACUGUCACCGUUCAGAAAGAUGUGCACCAGGUCAGUGUGGCGCAACAUUCACUACAUGGGAUUAAUACAUCAAUACUGUUUUUAUAAUACAGUGUUACCAUGGCACUGUAAUAUACAGUAUGAGAUGUGUUUCUUGUCAUCAGGGCAGUAACCUAAGUCUGGGGGACUAUGAUGGACGCACCCCUCUGCACGUCGCUUCCUGUGAGGGCCACCUCAAUGUGGUGCAGUAUCUACUGGGCCAGGGCGCCACUGUCUAUGCCAAAGAUCGCUAUGGGGACACACCCCUGCGCAAUGCUGUGCGCUUCAGGUAGGAUUGAGCUAACAUGUGGGCCAAGACAAGAGCUUUACAUUUUGGGGGGGCUGAGCGGCAUUGAGGAAUAGAGGGAUGGAGUUGGGGAAAUGGAGUAUUAUAUGUCCUUAAACGCUUUGCCUCUACAGUAGAUGUUCACCCAUCCCUUAUGAUUCAAGCCCCCAGUAGCCAAUUCUAACUGACAGCUUCUAUCUGCCCAGGGAGGGGGGUGUGCAUCACACAGUAAUGAUCUCAUUCACACAUAAUUAAGUGGGGCAUUUGAAAUCCACCAGUGGCCAUUAACAACCUCCUUAUAUUUCCAUGGCAGUCUUUAGAGGGAAUGGUGUACAAACAUUAGGCAGUUAGACUGCAGGUCAUUACAGUGUCUGAGGCAGGGAGUCUGGGCCUGCUAAAUGACUAUCAUAUCCAGAAGGGGAGGACUGCUACUGGGGCUCUCAGAUGGGGGUUGAAACUAGAGGAGUUCUGAUGGAGUUUAGAGGCCACCACAAUAAUUAGCUGCUAAUUGUAAUCUGCCAGUAUUUAUAUUUACCCAAAACUGUAAUUUUCAUGUUUUCUUUAUCAUUCAUUGACAUUGCCGUGUGCUCAUCGCUUGGGGAGAGUAAGACAUUCAAGGCUGCAGUCUUAAGUAUCAUGCUGUGGGUGCCUCAAGGAGAAAUACACAAGUGUGUGUGUGAGAGCACUGAGAAAGGUGGCUGUAAACCGUUGGCAGGGCAGGCACAGGCAUGCCCAUGUUGACUUGGUACUGAAGGGCAGAGGGUUGCAGAGUGGGACUUUCAACCUGGUAGCAUAAUUCACCUCAGACACCUGUCUGCUUGGGGAAAUAGCAAUGUCCCAUUCUGGCUCUCUUACACAGUCAAAAUCACUAAGUCUCUGUGAUAAUGCAAUAUCUUCCAUUUUGGAACAGUUACAGUACUUGCAAUAAAGAACAAUUGAUGGAUACAUUUUUUUUGGGAGGGGGCUUUAUGCCAUUUUAAGUUUAAACCACAUUUCAAUAGCCACCUAUCGCUCCUUCCUGAUGACCAAAUAAGGAGUGAAACUGAGUGGAGUGUCUUGAACCAGUCUUACCCGCCUGUCCUCAGUUUAAUUGAUGAUAGGUUCCCCUGUAGCUCAGUUGGUAGAGCAUGGCGCUUGCAACGCCAGGGUUGUGGGUUCGUUUCCCACGGGGGCCAGUAUAAAAAAAAAAAUUAUGCACUCACUAACUGUAAGUCGCUCUGGAUAAGAGCGUCUACUAAAUGACUAAAAUGUAAAUAAACUGUGACUAGUCUCUAACUAAAGGACUGGAAAUACAUUAGCCUUGUUUUGCCACUGUCUUUACAGCCAAACCUUAUCUCAAAGUAGAGCUAAAUGUGCAUGACCAACUCCCAACGUAGUGUGUGCAUUUAACCUCUUAAACAUUUCACAGAUGUUCUUAGUUUCAAUUCUAUGUCCCUGGUUCUGGCCAUCUUUAGAAAUGUCUGUGUUUGAGGAGUGUGCCAAGUUGGCGCUGCCUUUUGCCCCCACCAUUGUGUAUUGUAUCAUUGGAGCUGCUGAGACGUUCUGUUAAGACUCCAUGCGUGGGUGGUUAACUGGAACUUGUCCAUACUCGUUUAGCACCCAGUCACAGUUCCAUAACCGGUCACUGUCAGCAGAUACUCUGAAAACUAGAAAUAUGACUAAUGCACAUUGCAGUCAUAAUAAAUCAUACCUCAAACAAUGGAUCAGUAGUGUUCCACCUAAUGGUUUCAGUUGAAUUCUGACUCACACUUUGUGAUGUUGUUUUCACCUUGAUUCUAGUACACUGUAUAGCAUCUGUAUUUGAGAAGGGUCGGUCAUAUCUAUGAGUGUGUGUCUGUCCAUCCAGACACAAAGAGGUGGUGAAGCUGCUGAGAAAGACAGGAGCCCAUUUCUCCAUGGAUGAGCUGGAGGAUGCCGGUUCAGAGCUGUGCAGGUGAGAAGCACACAGCACUUUCUCACACAUGCAUUGCCCAAAGACUCAUCCUGCAUAGUUUGUGCAGGUACGACCAGUUGUCCCAGUUGUCUUGAGUAAACACUUGGAAUGCUCUCUGACCACACAGCUUCGGACCUCUGCAGCAUCCAAACAUAACCACCGUAGAACCCUGAAUUGCUCUGUUUGGCUGAUAUCCUCACUUUUAGAAAAUAUCGAUUUUGUCCGUUACUGGAGCAAGGCCUUUGCCUCUGGAAGCAAACAAGCAUACUCAUAGUCCUAUUCAGAAUCAAGUAGUGUGGUUAGUCUAAGAUUAUACUAUAAAACCUGAUGUUAUUACUGUAGAUAUCUGGUUGCUUUUUAGUCCCUUUAUCAUGAAACCUCUUGAAUAUGAACCCUCCCAAUGAAUUAUCUGGUGGUGUGAUGCAGUCUGGCAGCCAAUGCUGACAUCGAGGGCCUGGAGAUGUGGCACCUGGCCGGGGGAGACCUGGACAUGCCAGGCUACGACGGGAAGACGCCGAUGGAGGUGGUGAGUGUUUGGGACUGGGAGCCUCUCUCCAACUUACAAACAUGGAUAGUAAAGGAUGUGUAGGGUAAAGGUAACCCAGACUAGUUAUGUAACAUGGAUAGUAAAGGAUGUGUAGGGUAACGGUAACCCAGACUAGUUAUGUAACAUGGAUAGUAAAGGAUGUGUAGGGUAAAGGUAACCCAGACUAGUUAUGUAACAUGGAUAGUAAAGGAUGUGUAGGGUAACGGUAACCCAGACUAGUUAUGUAACAUGGAUAGUAAAGGAUGUGUAGGGUAACGGUAACCCAGACUAGUUAUGUAACAUGGAUAGUAAAGGAUGUGUAGGGUAACGGUAACCCAGACUAGUUAUGUAACAUGGAUAGUAAAGGAUGUGUAGGGUAACGGUAACCCAGACUAGUUAUGUAACAUGGAUAGUAAAGGAUGUGUAGGGUAACGGUAACCCAGACUAGUUAUGUAACAUGGAUAGUAAAGGAUGUGUAGGGUAACGGUAACCCAGACUAGUUAUGUAACAUGGAUAGUAAAGGAUGUGUAGGGUAACGGUAACCCAGACUAGUUAUGUAACAUGGAUAGUAAAGGAUGUGAAGGGUAACGGUAACCCAGACUAGUUAUGUAACAUGGAUAGUAAAGGAUGUGUAGGGUAACGGUAACCCAGACUAGUUAUGUAACAUGGACCAUUAGGUUUUCUUUUCCUCCUCUCUCUCUUAGGCUCAGUCUGUGGGGAAUGAAGUUGUGAUGGAGUUCUUACACCAGGUCAGCCAGUACCAUGCCAAGGUAAGAGUUGGACUAUGAUCUAGCUUUACUGUUAAUCUCUGCACUCCUCCAACAGCGUUCAUCUCUGCCUCAAUUCAGAGAGCUUCUCUCCCCAACCUGAGCUCACUGAAAUCAAACGGAGUGAAUAAUAUUUUACUGUACCCGUCUUUGUCAGUUGAUAUGUCUUACAAACCUAAACCAGUUCAGCACACUGUAUGAUCCACUUUUUUUCUAUCUUCAACUUGUUACAAUUUCCCAUUCAUUUAAACACCUCCUAGUCACCGCUUAUGUCUUGUGUUUUUCCCCGCAUCAGUCAGAUGAAAGUAAUGAGGUAAUCCAUCUUUGGCCAUUUUACUUUUCAACAUGAGAAUGAGUGUCAUCUCAUCCCUGUAUUAACAGAUUUGACCUAAUUUGUAUAGAUGUUUAUCAGAUUAGCAAUUUAUUUACUACAACUAAAACAUUACUACGAUCCGUGCUUGUGAAUAAAUGGUGUGGCAUGAAAGCAUCCAAGAGGUAGCCUAUAAAUUAGAUUUGACAUAUAGGCUAGAUUUGAAAGUAAAACCAUGUAGGCUGCAGAAUAGGGACGUAGUUUCAACUUCGCCAUGUGUUCCAAUGACAUGUUUUUUUUUGUUUACUUCCAGCCUCUGUUUGAUGAAAAUGAUGAGGUAAAUAUUGUGGUUGUGUGUUUUUCCCAUGUUGAUUAUGAGGUAAUACUGAGGUAAGUGUAGAAUGGCCACAGCUAGCUCUUUGGAUUCUCCUGUGCUUGGUGGUCGUACCUGUGUCUCCUCUCAUUGUAUGGUGAUGUGUUGCAUCUCUGUAUGACCUACAUGAGUAUCACUUGUUGUAGCCUGGCUUGAACAGGUGUUUUCCAAAAUGGCUGCCAGGUUGAGUUCGAUUAGACAGUGACACAAAACUUUGCAGUGUGGUAGUCAGCCUGGCUUUUGUGAUUUGUUCCUGUGAUGGCCUCUAAGCUGUGUUGUCUGGUAUGAUGACCGCUUGGCGAAGUUUCCUCUGAGAUGCAUUAUGUGGAUUAGUAGCAGAGAUUGCGAAGCCAGCAUUAAUUUGAUAUCACCGCUGCUCUUUGUAUUGAACAGUACUGCUAGAAAGUUUUCCCCUUGUGUGUUUCAGAAUGGAGAGUACAUUGAGUUCUCAGCCUGUCCAAAAGGAUCCUGAAGAAGAAGAUCCUCAGCUCUUACCUCUCCAUCCAUCCCCAUCACUCUCUCUCCCCCUUUCCAUUUCACUCUCUUACACUAGACAUUUGCACAAGCUUGCAGAUGAACAGAUUUUAUUUAGAUUCAUCCAAACCAUUUACAAUUUAUAUAGUUGCGAUAAUAUCAUGUACAGUUGGGAAACUGUAGUUGUAAAACAACUAGUAGCACAACAUUUGAUGUCAAGUAAUAUCUAUGCACUGUGGCUAGAACGGGCACCACUAUAUCUGUAUGUUUUGUAUGUACCACAGUAUACAAUGUAUGUGGAAGCAAUUCGCUCUGUUUGCAUUAUCAGUGAUUAUUGUAAGCACAGGGUAGAAUGCUGUACCUUUUACUAUGCACUUGAUGGGUAGAAUGCUGUACCUUUCAUACUAAGCAUUUCAUAACGCACGUUGAGUGCCAUUUAUUCUAAACGGAAAUCAUUGUGUGAAUAACUGUUUGCCUAGAUGUUUAUAGUCUCACUUAGACUGCAUGAAUGAUAAAAAAAAUUCCCCACCUCCUUCUGAAAG
Messenger RNA from Coregonus sp. 'balchen', 24167 nucleotides. Lineage: Eukaryota; Metazoa; Chordata; Actinopteri; Salmoniformes; Salmonidae. The record is from the annotation of a GenBank genome assembly.